AGACUGUGCGAGUGGACUCGCUUGUCAGGUCCCAAGAGUCUUGCGGCCUUGUUUUCGGAUUCGCACAAGGCUCGCCGAUGCUGUCAAUGGUCUAUCGCAACGGGUCAUGAUGUCAUGGCUUCCUUGGAUGCCAUUCAGGCACCGUUCGUACCUGUCGUCAAAACGAGUCACACCACGGCAUCGAACAACGCACUCGGCAACGCGGCAUCCCCGGAUGGCGCGUGUGCGCACUGCCUUGAAAUAGUCACGGUAGGAAUUCUUGAAGACACUACGAUGGGCCGCUCUUGCCUUUUGUGCGCUCUCCCCGCCAUAAACCCUUCGCAACCUCUUCCAGGCGUUCAAGAGCUCCCAUGGGGUCACCACCUCAACGGCUCGUUUGGCGUCCGUCACGGCCUCUGCAUUUCCUACAAUAUCGUCUUGUUCUAGUCAUCCUUAUAAUAUGCCUUAUCCAGCAGCAGCGACUCUAUUUCAUCUACCACAAUGCUCUCGCCACGAAAUACUCUCCGACAAUCUUCAACCCCGACUUCGAAGAACCUCGUGCGCACCUGCACCGCCUGGACGAUGAAGACGCACAGUUCCAACAAUAUCUGCUAUCGAACCGGCCUGCGUGGAGAGUCUUGGGAUCGGGUUGGGAAGGCACCACCUUCACCUACAACGAUACUGUCAUCAAGACAUUUGCUCCUGGGAAAAGCCCCUUCCGGAACUGUGCUCCUAUGUCCGCGAACGAGAAAUGGCCCACGGAAAUACCCGCUUCAGUAUAUUUCGGUGGCUCUAGCCUUUCGACAUCCUACAAGUCCUGCUUCAACGGCGACGCGAAUUCCACGGGGUUCCUGCCCGUAGAGGCAUAUUUUAUGGCAAGCUCGUCACCUACAUCGCCUCCCGCGUGGCAUCUUGUAACGCCGCUAGUCGCCGGCGGUAACUUAAACACGCUUGCAAAAACCGUGAAAGGACGCCCAAACCCCUCGAGUUUCCGCGACGUCGACGCGUUAUAUCGUCCGACUUUCAACCGCCUACUCCGCACUCUCGAGAGCAUGCACAGCGCCAACUUCUGCCACGAUGAUAUCAAACCAAGCAACAUCUUCGUCCAAGACGAUUCGCGAUGGCUUCUGGGCGACCUGGGGAACGUCCGACACGUCUCGCAGCCCUAUCACUCCUCCCUGAUCUGGACCGACAAUAGGCAGCUUACAGAUUGCCGGGCGAACGACGCCAUUCGAGCAUUGAAAUCCUACUUGCAGUUCGUUCGAGCGGCCUCAAUGGGUACCGAUGCUUUCGAUGCGGAAUUCUUCGAGCGUCGAGAACCUCUGAGUCGGCUCUUUUGGUGGGCACUCGCCAAUGCACACACGCUGCGCGCUGACGGCCUGCGAAAAUGGGCGUUCGUUGAAACUCCUUCACAAUCGCCCACGGAUGGUACCGUUCUUACUAUCCCACAUUCAGUUGAGCAGCAGUCGCUGUUAGGCAUGGUCAGUCCCAAGCAACGGGCUCGCGCAAGAGAGGUGGGUGCGGCGUUACGAAUGGGUCUGAGUGAGAGACGCGCUAGAUGGUUGGCAAUGACUUGGCUCUUCGGGGUCCCUUCGACGGGAUGUUGAGUUCGGGGUUCGUGCGUAGUUGACUCAACCUUCACCCCAAUUUGACUACUCUUGGAGCGAAGACAACCCUUUUGCGCAAGGCCCCUCU
Messenger RNA from Trematosphaeria pertusa, 1674 nucleotides. RefSeq lists its product as uncharacterized. NCBI's taxonomy places the organism in Eukaryota, Fungi, Ascomycota, Dothideomycetes, Pleosporales, Trematosphaeriaceae. Gene Ontology annotation, molecular function: protein kinase activity; ATP binding. Bases 351 to 1586 code for a protein of 411 amino acids. The record is from RefSeq and is a predicted model, not a curated record. The transcript has 3 exons. Gene Ontology annotation, biological process: protein phosphorylation.